AUGUGGAAGAAGCAGCUCAACUCAAUCUCCCCGCUUUCGAUCAAUCUCCUCCGCCGGAAUCGUAUUCCUUCUACUUCUAUCGCCGCCGCGCCUUCCUCUACCGGAACCACUUUUCAACAAAACCCUCUUCCCGAUUUUGCCCCUCCUCGUUCUUCUUCCCACGAAUUCCUUCUACAAGAUAAUUGCUUUUCUUCAAAGAUAUUUUCUUCUAGGGCUUUCGAGAACCAAAAGCUCCAAUUAGGUCUAACAGUCCAAAAAUCGAAACUUUUCUGCUCGGUGUCAGCUUCAACUUCUCCUGAAUGUGUAAAUUGCUGGAAUUGCAAUGCCGCACCUCCCAAUUCGGCGCCGUUUUUGUUCUGUCAAAGUUGCCGCAGCGUUCAACCAGUUGACCGCUCCGUUGAUUUCUUCCAGAUUCUUGGAAUCCUGAUGAGUAAUGACAUGGCAUUCGAGAAAUGGGGGAGUAAUGACAUGGCAUUCUAUUCUCUCUCUCUGCAGGUGCACGAAAAAUUUGAGUAUUGGUCUAAAGCCUUCGCAAAGGCACUUGAACAAAGGAAGAAUGACGAAGCUUUGGAUUCUAUCCAGAAAAUGACUUAUUACAGGCGUGCGAAAGAAGAGAUCACUAAGAAACUUUGA
Oldenlandia corymbosa var. corymbosa is the source of this 633-nucleotide messenger RNA. NCBI's taxonomy places the organism in Eukaryota, Viridiplantae, Streptophyta, Magnoliopsida, Gentianales, Rubiaceae. The record is from the annotation of a GenBank genome assembly.